AUGGAUGCAAGGCCUCAGCGAAUUCGCGUCCGCGGCGACGAGAAUGCCCCAGUCGGUGCCCUUCCUACCAAGACCAUUCACCAACGGAAUAAAUCUACUCCUGCUCUAUCGGCUGCUCUACAAAACGGGGGUCUGAGAAAUGCUGCCAAACGCACUGCCUUUGGUGAUAUUAGCAACAUCCGGGCCAGCAAAGAUGACAGUCAUGUUGCUGGCAAGAACAUCACCCUUGCAAAACCUGGCGUAUCUGCUCAGGAUAGGAAGGUUCAUGCCCUCUCACAACCUGCCCAGCGCUCCGCAUCUGUUAUGGGCAUCAAGACGAUUCUAAAUACUACGAGCAAUAUCAACGUCAAGCAAGUACUUGGAGAUUCUCACAACAACACGGCAACCACGCGCAAAUUACUCACUAAACGUAGUACCGUCGCGUCCAAGAAGCAGCAACUUUCAGUUGUCAGUGAAGUCAAGCCUAGUGUUAAUGAACAGCCAGUAUCGCGUGUCGACCAUUCCCGUCUGCUUCUCGCGAAACCAUUUGCUGGAUUGGCUGACAGGAACGUCAACGAAACUGAAAAGAACUAUUUUCACCCAGGUACUGAGAUAACAUCCGAUGACACUAUCGAACAGCCUGCCAGUGAGGACAAUGACUCAGUGAACGCUGGCGUUGGAACUGUUGAGAUUGUUGAAAAGGAGUCAGUUCAUCAGGUAAAGCUGAAGGACAAAGAAGAGGACUCGGAAGAGUCGGUCAAAGAAGAGAUCGCAAGCGUAGAGAUCUCCGCAGAGGCUCGCAAAUUGGAUCAUCAUGCCCCACGCGGUUCCCUUGACCUAAUCCAUGUCCACUCUGGCCAUGGAGCCGUAGCCUCGGAGCCGGAAGAAUACUGGGAUGACGACGAGGAUGACAAUGAAGAAGAUGAUGGUUAUGUUACUGCGCGUUCCUAUCGGUCUCGGAGCGAAAACACAACUGGAGGAGCAACUACUGUUCUCUUUCCCAAGUACAACACGAAGGCACGGCGAGAGAUUGCUAUGGCCAAGCAACUUGUCGAGGCCUCACGCACUACAGACGAUAUUGAGGAUGAAAUGUGGGACACGAGCAUGGUGGCAGAGUAUGGGGACGAAAUCUUCGAGUACAUGCGAGAGAUGGAGAUCAGAAUGCUACCGAAUGCACAUUACAUGGACAAUCAGGCAGAGAUCCAAUGGUCGAUGCGCUCAGUUCUCAUUGACUGGCUCGUGCAAGUUCACCAUCGGUUCUCCCUAUUGCCAGAGACGCUGUUUCUCUCGGUGAACUACAUUGACCGAUUUCUGUCAUGCAAAAUUGUCUCCUUGGGCAAACUCCAGCUGGUUGGAGCUACCGCCAUCUUCAUCGCAGCCAAGUAUGAGGAGAUCAAUUGCCCUUCAGUUCACGAGAUUGUUUACAUGGUCGACAAGGGUUACUCUGCCGAUGAGAUCCUGAAGGCUGAACGCUUCAUGCUUAGCAUGUUGCAGUUUGAACUGGGGUGGCCGGGGCCAAUGAGUUUCCUGCGAAGAAUCAGCAAAGCAGAUGAUUAUGAUUUGGAUACGCGUACCUUAGCCAAGUACUUCUUGGAGGUCACCAUCAUGGACGAACGCUUUGUUGGCAGCCCUCCAAGCUACACUGCUGCAGGCGCUCAUUGUCUUGCUCGAUUGAUGCUCCACAAGGGAGACUGGUCUCACGCUCAUGUGUACUAUUCCAAUUACACAUAUGCACAACUCUAUCCACUUUUGCUUAUUAUCCUGGAGUGUUGUGAGAACCCUUCGAAGCAUCACAACGCCAUUUACGAAAAGUAUGCGGACCGUCGAUUCAAGCGAUCCUCUGUGUUUGUUGAAGCUGAAAUUGCCAAGGGCUUUCGCCUUCCAGACUCGUACAAGGGCAACGACCCUUUCGCCUAA
This is a messenger RNA of Talaromyces stipitatus ATCC 10500, 1896 nucleotides long. Its product is annotated as G2/mitotic-specific cyclin (Clb3), putative. Gene Ontology annotation, biological process: regulation of cyclin-dependent protein serine/threonine kinase activity; mitotic cell cycle phase transition. Lineage: Eukaryota; Fungi; Ascomycota; Eurotiomycetes; Eurotiales; Trichocomaceae. Gene Ontology annotation, molecular function: cyclin-dependent protein serine/threonine kinase regulator activity. Gene Ontology annotation, cellular component: nucleus; centrosome; cyclin-dependent protein kinase holoenzyme complex. The transcript has 3 exons. The record is from RefSeq and is a predicted model, not a curated record. The coding region runs from base 1 to 1896 and encodes 631 amino acids.